Molecule: messenger RNA, 6588 nt
Organism: Ostrinia furnacalis (Asian corn borer)
Lineage: Eukaryota; Metazoa; Arthropoda; Insecta; Lepidoptera; Crambidae
Gene: Chd1
Product: chromodomain-helicase-DNA-binding protein 1
Exons: 24
Coding region: 400-5841 (1813 amino acids)
Biological process (GO): nucleosome organization
Cellular component (GO): nucleus; chromatin
Molecular function (GO): DNA binding; ATP hydrolysis activity; chromatin binding
Source: RefSeq, a predicted model, not a curated record
CACGGCAAUAUGGCUGUAGCUUUCGGGUUUCGCUGGUAGUGUGCGGUGCUCUCAUCGUUUCCCAUACAACGUAGUAUUUCCGACGGCUGUAAAGUUUCAUUUUUAAUUUUUUUUGUGAUUAUCGUAACUUUUUAACCUGUUUUAACCUAAUUUGUGUCGGGAAAUUACCAAUUUUUCAUUUCCUUCGUCACCAGAAUUCAUGCGACGACAAAAUGGCGUCGCUUGACGAGAUUUUCCUGCGAAAUAUUUUUUCGUAUUUUACUAGCUUACCAAAAUAAUGUGUUGAAAAAUGUUAUUUCAUAUAAUUUACUAGCUCAUUUCUCAAUGAAAUAUUUCGUUUUCAAGUAUUUUUCCCCUACGUUCCUCAAGUUAUAGUGUAUUCCUUGUAUUUUCUUCAAAAUGCUCCUGAAAGGAUUCAUGCAUGAAUCUGGGAGUGAGUCAACAAGUGACAAAGGGGAAAAGAGUGACUCGGGUUCAGGCAGUGGUUCUGGCUCCGGAAGUGAAAGUGACAGUGGCUCUAGCUCAUCUGGAUCAGGUUCUGGUGGAAGAUCAGGAUCAGAAAAGUCUUCGUUGGCAGACAGAUCACAUCACAGCGAACAUCACAAUAAUGCUAACUCUUCAAAAUCUGAUCACCAUACAGACAAAGACUCUUCAGAUGAUGACUCUCCAUCUAAACCUAGGUCUAGAGGUGGUCAUGGUCGAGUCAAAUCAGAUCUUUGGGAAGACAAUCCUGAUAUAUAUGGCAUCAGGAGGUCAAGUAGAUCUAGAAAAGAACCUGAUAGACUCAAAUUAGCUGAUAGUGAUUCAAGUGAAAGAGGUGACAGAGGCAGAUCACACAGGAAAAACAGAAAAAAAAGUGACUCAUGGAAUUCCGACACAUCAGAGAGUGACAGUGAUAUGAAGGGUUCACCACCUCCACCAUCAAAAAGACCAGGCCAAAGAAGUGUACCAUUGAGAAAAAAGAAACCAGCGAGAAGAAGAAGAUUCACAAGUGAAGAAGAGGAGUCUACAGAAGCUUCAGAUGAAGAUACACGAAGUCGAACAGCAACACGGCGUACAGGUGCGGCAGUUAGCUAUAAAGAAGCUAGUGAUGAACAAACAGACUCUUCUGACCUCUUGGAAGUGGAAGGGGUUGAUGGCGAAGGUGAAGCUGAGCCGGAGAUUGAAGAACACAGUGAGACAAUUGAGAAAGUUCUAGGAAUUCGAAGGGGGAAGAAAGGAGUCACUGGGAAUGUGACUACCAUCUAUUACAUAGAAGAACAUGGUGAUCCUAAUGAAGGAUGUAACCCCAAUGAUGAAGAAACAACGGAACCUCAGUACCUGAUAAAAUGGAAAGGGUGGUCACAUAUUCAUAAUACGUGGGAGUCUGAAGCAUCAUUAAAUGAACAAAAAGUAAAGGGUCUCAAGAAAUUAGAGAAUUAUAUUAAAAAAGAAGCCGAGCUUUCAUGGUGGAGACAACAAGCAGGCCCAGAGGAUAUAGAUUACUAUGAAUGUCAAUCUGAACUCCAGCAAGAGUUGGUUAAAACAUACAACAAUGUGGAGAGGAUAAUAGCUGAGCAGACAAGAGAACUGGAAGGUGGGGGAACAGCCCAUGAGUAUUUUUGCAAGUGGGAGUCUCUGCCUUAUGCUGAUGCUACAUGGGAGGACUCCUCGCUAAUAGAGCGGAGAUGGCCAGUGGAGGUGGACAACUUUAAACAAAGAGAAGCUGCCAAAACUACUCCGUCUAGACAUUGUCCUGUUUUAAGAAGGAGGCCCAAAUUUCAUCAAAUUAAGGAGCAGCCUGAAUACAUGGGAAAAGAUCAGACAUAUUUUUUAAGAGAUUAUCAAAUGGAUGGAUUGAACUGGUUAAUACAUUCCUGGUGUAAAGACAAUUCAGUCAUUCUUGCCGAUGAAAUGGGUUUAGGUAAAACAAUACAGACGAUAUGUUUUUUAUACUACCUCUUCAAAUCGCAACAACUUUAUGGACCAUUCUUGUGUGUGGUGCCUUUGAGUACAAUGACUGCAUGGCAGAGGGAGUUCCAGCAGUGGGCACCGGACAUAAACGUAGUUACGUACAUUGGCGACGUUGUUAGCAGAGAUAUUAUUAGACAGUUUGAAUGGAGUUUUGCCAGCUCAAAGAGAUUGAAAUUCAAUGCCAUUCUAACAACUUAUGAAAUUUUGUUGAAAGACAGACAGUUCCUAAGGUCUUUUAGUUGGGCAUGCUUGUUAGUUGAUGAAGCCCAUAGACUAAAAAAUGACGACUCGCUGUUAUACAAAGCCUUAAAAGAGUUUGAGACUAACCAUAGGUUAUUGGUAACUGGAACACCAUUACAGAAUUCUCUCAAAGAACUAUGGGCUCUAUUACAUUUCAUUAUGCCAUACAAAUUCGAGUCAUGGGAGGAAUUCGAAAAAGACCAUGAGGAUGCAUCAACAAAAGGCUACGAAAAAUUGCAUCGGCAGCUGGAGCCAUUUAUAUUGCGUAGGCAAAAGAAGGACGUUGAGAAGUCAUUGCCUGCUAAAGUAGAACAAAUAUUGAGGGUGGAGAUGACCUCAAUUCAAAAGCAAUAUUACAAAUGGAUUCUAACUAAGAAUUACAGUGCCUUGCGUAAAGGCGUGAAAGGGUCGAUCAAUACGUUCAUUAACAUUGUGAUAGAACUGAAAAAAUGUUGUAACCAUGCGCUUUUGACGAAGCCAGAGGACUUCGAGUCGAGAGCGUCGCUUGCGACAACAGAUGCUGUAGAGAAACUUUUGAGAGGCUCAGGAAAACUGUUACUAUUAGAUAAACUUCUAUGUAGACUGAAAGAAACAGGGCACAGAGUGCUCAUAUUCUCCCAGAUGGUGAGAAUGUUAGAUAUCUUGGCCGAAUACUUGCAAAGGAGACAUUUCCCGUUCCAAAGGCUUGAUGGCAGCAUAAAGGGGGAAAUAAGAAAGCAGGCUUUAGACCACUUCAAUGCUGAAGGGUCUCAAGACUUUUGUUUCCUGCUUUCAACGAGAGCUGGUGGCUUGGGUAUCAAUUUGGCCACGGCCGAUACUGUCAUCAUUUUUGACUCUGAUUGGAAUCCACAGAAUGAUUUGCAAGCUCAAGCUCGCGCUCAUAGGAUAGGACAGAAAAAUCAGGUCAACAUUUACCGGCUAGUAACGGCCAGGUCUGUCGAAGAAGACAUUGUAGAAAGGGCGAAAAGGAAAAUGGUCUUGGACCACCUGGUCAUACAACGGAUGGACACGACUGGCAGAACGGUUCUCAACAAGCGCGAUGGUUCUGCUACGACGGCGAACAAUCCGUUCAAUAAAGAGGACCUGAACGCCAUUUUGAAAUUCGGCGCCGAGGAGUUGUUCAAAGACGACGAUGAGAAUGAUGAGGACCCUGUCUGUGAUAUAGAUGAAAUCUUACAACGUGCCGAGACUCGGGACGAAGGACCUGCCAUGGUAGGAGACGAGCUACUAUCUGCAUUCAAAGUUGCCAGUUUUGCCUUUGAUGAAGAUAAAGCUGUCAUGGAGGUCAAAAAGGAAAACGCUGAAGAAGAUGUUAAAGACUGGGACGAUAUUAUUCCCGAGAACGUCCGUAAAACCAUUGCUGAGGAAGAGAAGAAUAAAGAAAUGGAAGAUUUGUACUUACCACCGAGAAGAAAGAACUUGCAGCAAAACAAUGCUGAUGGAACAGAGGGUGGACGUAAGCGUCGCGGCCGCUCAGAGGGGAUGGACGGCGCGGACGGCGAAGGUGACGCAGAGAGCGACGCGUCAGAUGGCGACGCCAGUGCUGACGAUGAUCGCCCGAGGAAGCGCGGCCGUCCGCCCGCCUCACACCGAGAGAAGAUCAAGGGAUUCACUGACCAGGAGAUUCGAAGAUUCGUCAAGAGCUACAAGAAGUUCUCUGCACCGUUGAAGCAUUUGGAUAGCAUAGCGUGUGACGCAGAGCUACAAGAAAAGCCGUUGGCUGAGCUGAAGCGACUCGGAGAAAUCCUCGAGGAGCGGUGCAGGGCUGUGCUCAAUGAUCCUUCGGAGGCAGUAGCUGAACAAAAUGAGGGUCGCAAAAAUACCAGGAAGACAUUCAAACUUGGAGGAGUACCUGUUAAUGCUAAGACAUUGUCCGCCUGUUUAGAAGAGUUGGCACCACUAGAUAACUUCUUACCUCAGACGAAAGAAGAAAGGUUAAAAUGGCAGUUGGAUUUCAGAACGAGACCAGCUAACUUUGAUGUUGAAUGGGGUGUCGCCGACGAUUCCAAAUUACUUGCUGGUAUUUAUCAGUAUGGUAUGGGUUCUUGGGAGGCCAUCAAAAUGGAUUCAUCGUUUGAGAUAGGUGAUAAAAUUCUUACCAAUGAAGACAAGAAGCCGCAAGCAAAGCAUUUGCAGUCUAGAGCAGAAUAUUUAUUGAAAUUAAUUAAGAAAUUAUUAGACCAGAAGAAUGGCAAACAGAAACAGAGAAAACCAAGAGUCAAACGCGGCACCAAAGAACCUGUAACAAAAGAUAUCAUUGAAGAUGAUAUGAGUUCAGGGGAUGAUAAGAAAGCUAAUAAUAAGGGUGUGAAGAAUGAUAAAGAUAAGGGUAAGUUAAAAUUAGAUGACAUAUCUACACACGAUGAAACUUCCAAUGACAAAAAAGAAAACUUCAAGAAUCGCACAAAAAAAGAUGGAAAGGGACGAUCGAAAGGUGAUAAAGUAAAAGGUCGGAAAAAGCCGGCGGGUCCAAUGCACUUCACUGCCAAUAACGAGCCCAGAGCCUUGGAGGUUUUGGGGGAUCUCGAUCCAUCUGUAUUUGAAGAGUGCAAGGAGAAAAUGAGGCCUGUCAAAAAAGCUCUUAGAGCACUAGAUAAUCCUGAUCAGAACUUGUCAGAGUCUGAACAGGUCACUAGAACGCGGACGUGUCUAACGCAAAUAGGUUCCCAAAUAGACAUAUGCCUUGAAGCUUAUCCUGACCCCGAGAAGAAGGUCGAAUGGAGAAGUAAUCUCUGGUAUUUUGUAUCAAAAUUCACCAAUUUUGAUGCUAAACAAUUGUAUAAAUUGUAUAAGUAUGGUCUCAAGAAAACUGACAAUAAAAAAGGUGGUAAACAUAAGGAAAAUGUAAAGGCUAAUAAUAAAAACCAUCACAACUCAAAUAAUCAUGUGAAACAUGCGAAGAGAGAUGUAAAACAUGAUGAAUCCAAUGAGAAGAAAGAUAGAAAAGAAAGAUCCAAAGUUGAUAAAGAAAAAUCAGACAAAGCAAAUGAUAAAACUCCUCACUCAUCAGGAAUAAAGAGGAAGUUAGAAGAUGGAGAAUGUGAUCCCGAGCCUAGCGAAAACAAAAGACACGAGAGACAUAAACACAAACACAAGGAUCGCAAGGAUAGGGAUAGCAGCCUGAAGCGGGACGAUUUGAUGUACAGUUCUCGGAGCCGGUCGGAGCGGGACCGGGAUCGGGAGCGGGACCGGGAGCGGGAUCGAGAGCGGGAUCGGGACCGGGAGCGGGAUCGGGAUCGCGAGCGGGUGCGGGAGCGGUCGCGGACGCGGCGGGACAGCGGCGGCGUGGGCGGGCCGCGCGCCCGGGCUCCGUACUCGAUGCCGCACGCCACGGCGCUGCACGCGGAGCACCCGGCGCACCCGGGCUGGACGCCGCCCGCCUACCCCGGCCCGCGCCAGUACCGCGGCGACCGGAACGCGCGCCCGCACGAUAAGAGGAGUCGGUACAGCGGCUUCGGCGCGAUGGCCGGCCCGUACAGCGGGUACUACGAAGGCGCCGCAAUGCCCAGCGGCAUGGGCUUCCCGCCUGUACGGCCCUAUCCCGAUGACUGGCGUGGCUACCCGCCGUCAGACUACCAGUAUGACGAGCGGGACUACGAGCGUGAGGUCUACAGGCGCGACUAUGAUAGACGCGCACCGCCCACGUAAACCCCCAAAGGUCCAGGGGCUUGUAAAUAAAUGUAAUCUUACUGUAAAUAGCGAUAGGAUCUCUUUCCGCGUCGACACUGGCCUGUGAAAACUGUAAAGUGUAAGUGACAAAAUAGUGCUGUGUUUUUAUCUAUGUGAUAAUAUAAGCGCAUCGAUAUAAACUAGAGACGUUAACUAGUGACUGUGUUUUAUAAGUGAGACUGUAUAGUAAAUUUAUUUAUUACCAAAUCUGUCGACGAUUGAUUGUUAAUUGUACAGAAUUUAGACAAAUACCAUUAAUUUUUAUAUUGUUUCAAUUUUGUUGCCGAUUUUACCGGUACUAAAUAAUAUUUUUUUUAUCUGUAAUCUGAUUUUUUUUUCUAUUUAUUUGAUGCCUCACAAUGUAAUUAACAGACAUUUAAUUUGACAGAAACACUGGUGAUAAUAUUCAUAGUUCAUAGUAAAUGUACAAAAGCAAUUGUUAGUAUGCAUAUAAUUCAAAAAUCAUGUGCGAUUUAAAAAAUUGUGUAUAGCUUUAAAGAGAGGGGCACAUACAUUUGUCAUUGCAUUUUAGCAGUGUACGGGAAAGAGCGUUUGAUUUGUGCAUUAAUUUCUCAUUCUAUGUGCAUUUCUGAGUCAUGCAGGGCUCAUACAGUCCUAUUUUUAUACAUUAUGUAAAGUCUUAUUCUCUGUUACAUGCGAUUGAAUGUAAUAAGAGUGGAUCGUCUUAAUGGUAUAUACCAUGAUAAUAAACAUAUUAAAGUUGAA